This is a messenger RNA of Ceratotherium simum simum (southern white rhinoceros), 2226 nucleotides long. NCBI's taxonomy places the organism in Eukaryota, Metazoa, Chordata, Mammalia, Perissodactyla, Rhinocerotidae. The record is from RefSeq and is a predicted model, not a curated record.
AUGCUUUGGGAGGUGGAUGCUUUCCGGAGGCCUCGUGGAGGUGCAGAUGGGGAUGCUGGUGUUGGGGGCGGAGCAGCAGGGAAACCCAGGGAGGCUGGCGGAAGGGUGUGCGAGUCCUGGACCUCGGUGCCCCCACGCCCCUCUCUGGGCGCCCGUCUGCCCGGCUCCCACCCCGUGGGCUGCAUGCUGUGGCCCGAGUUCAACCUGGUCACCGCACCCUGGCGAGAUGCCAGGUCAAGGCCUCAGACAGCCCAUGGCCGAGAGCUUCAGCCUUCACCCUGCUGGGUGCCUCGGCUUCACGUCAGCGCCCGGCACCUGGCCUGUGGCCACCAACUCACCACCUUCAUCACCAUCACCCGUCCAGGCACCUCCCGCCGCCUCUGUGGGCGUGUUCCCUCUGUCCCUCCAGCACCUGUGCCCAGCGGGUCCACGUGGCCUCCCCGAGGCCCCCAGCUCCACCCUCCGAUGGAGCAGGUGCCUUCCUACCCCGAUGGUGUCGGGGGCGUGUUGCUGGGCGCAGGUGGGGCUUCCUGGAGCUGCGGCGGCUGUGUCUGCACCCACGGAGGAAAUCCAGAGUCAUGCGACAGAGAGGGGCCCCCAACUGUGCUGGGGCUUGGUUCCAGGCUGGCGGUCGGCGCAGGGGUCUGCCUCGGUCAGGAGCAGGACUCCAGUUCAAUCUUUGACCGGCUGUGCGCCUGCGGGAAUGGUGUGGCGCUUUGUGCCACUUUUACUGCAGGGCCCACCACCACCACCACCACCACCACCACCACCAGCCAGCCGUCCCCCCGCGUCCUGGAUUUGGCGUGCUCCCCGGCAGGCCCGCGCCCUCGGGCCGCAGCCGCCGCAGCCUCCAAGCGGAGAGAGAGCCCCGAAGGGGACAGCUUCGUGGUGUCCGCGUUCGCCAGUGGCCGCAAAGGCAUGGAGGAGGUGGAGCGGCGCGGCGGCGGCGGGGAGCACCGCGUGCGGGACAAGCAGGAGCUGCCCAGUGGGGACCCCAAGGAGGGGCUUUUCCGGGAGGACCAGUGUCCCCUAGAGGUGGCACUCCCUGCUGAGAAGGCCGAGGGCCUUGAGGGCCCAGGACAGCUCUUCGGCGUGGACGAUGGAGAGAGAGCAGCAAACCGAGAGGCCCCGAGAGGACUGAGCAAGAAGCGCCUGGACAUCAACGCGCUCCAGUGCGACGUCUCGGUGGAGGAGGACAACAGCCAGGAGUGGACGUUCACCCUCUACGGCUUCGACCACAGUGGGAAGGCCACCAGGGAGGACAUGUCCAGCCUGAUGCACACCAUCUACGAGGUCGUUGACGCCUCCGUCAACCACUCCUCGGGCAGCAGCAAGACGCUCCGAGUGAAGCUGACCGUCAGCCCCGAGCCCUCCAGCAAGAGGAAGGAGGGUCCCUCCGCCGGCCAGGACCGGGAGCCCGCUCGCUCCGGGAUGGAGGGUGAGCCAGCCGAGGACCCAAGGGUGGCCGACAAGAGGCUGUCUGCCCACGUCAGGAGGCCCAGCGCCGACCCCCACCCCUGCCCUGUGCGCGGGCCGUACUGCGUGGACGAGAACACGGAGCGGAGAAACCACUACUUGGACCUGGCUGGGAUCGAGAACUACACGUCCAAAUUCGGGCCUGGGUCACCGCCAGCACAGGCCAAGCAGGAGCACCAGGGCAAGGCCUCGUGCCCCCAGAGCAGGUCCCGCUCGCAGGAGCCGGACGCACACACCGCGCACCACCGCAGGUCCCAGGUGCUGGCUGACCACACCCUGCUGACCGCGGAGCCUGCCGCCCGGGCUCUGGACGGGCAGCCCCGGCUGAAGGGGCAGGAGAAGCAGUUCCUCAAGUCCCCCAAGGGCUCGGGGAGGCCGCCCGGGGGGCCCGGUGGGAGCAAGUCCGGGAGAACCUUCAGCUACCACCCGCCCGCCGCCCUGCUGCAGGGCCCCCAGGACGGCCACCACCUCCAGCAGCCCCCGCCGCAGCCCUACGGCCACAAGCGGUACCGGCAGAGGGGCCGGGAGGGCCACUCGCCGCUCAAGGCUGCGCUGGGCCAGCCCGCCGUGGUGGAGCACGAGGUGGUGCGGGACCUGCCGCCCGUGCUGCUGGGGGAGGGCUACGCGGUGCCCGUGGUCCAGCGCCACGAGCACCACCACCACCACCACGAGCACCACCACCACCACCACUACCACCACCACCCCCACUCCUAGCGCGGCCCGGCCCGGCGCCACGUGGACGGGGCGGAG